AUGACGCCACACAAUGAUUACGAAAAUUGUAAUGAUCUGGAGUUAAAUGUGGAUAUGGUAAAUAUCGAGAAAAUGAAUGAAUCAGUAACAGUGUCAGACGAAAAUAAAACUUUCACAAUAUCAGAAAGUGAUUAUCGAGUGGAAAUGACGUUUAAUAUCGAAAGUGAACCAGCAAAGCCGAUUAGAGUCAGCAUAUCAAAUUGUCUUGAUCAUUCACCUGACCCUACAUGUCCACUCAUUGCUCUGAACAUCAACGAUUUUGAAGUCAUAGAAAAUAAAAUUUGGGUGUACAAGCCGAACGGUCGUCAGUUUACAAUUGAUGAGAUUGCAAUAUUUUCUAAUGACUCUGUUUAUGUCUGCUCUUUCUUUUCUCAAAACGGAACGCAUACAUAUGUAUCAACCAUAUUCAUUUAUGAUAAAACCUUGCAGAUUUUGAACGUCGUUGGAGUCUCUUGUUCACUCCUUGGUCUGUUUUUGACAUUUAUUAUACGUUGCAUUAAAAAAGACCUUCGGACUAUUUCUGGCAAAAUUGUAAUGAACAUUGCGGCGGCAUUGUUUUUGGCACAGCUUGGGACGUUGUUGGCAAAAACUUUAGUUGAAUCCAAACUAGGAUGUGUUGCUCUAGCUGCACUUUUACAUUAUCUGUGGUUGGUUGCAUUUAUGUGGAUGUUUAUAAUGUCAACAGUAUUGUUCAAAUCGUUCCGUUCUUUAAAAUCAGCUGUAGAGCAUCGCAGUGGAAAACAAUCCAUUACAAUGCCUUUCUUUUGUUGUUGGGGACUUCCAGUUUUGGUUGUCGCUGUCGCUAUGACUUUUCACAUUUGGGAAUACGCUCCUAUCAAAUUCUCAUACGGUGACAAAACAGUUUGUUGGAUACGCGAUGAGUUUGCUGCCUUCUUGUUCUUAGGUAUUCCCAUGGCAACGAUCCUUGCUUUAAAUAGCAUUAUGUUUGUCGUUAUAGUGUGCGGAAUCUACCAAACUAAAACGAGCUCAAAAACGAUGCGAGGAGCUUCUACAAAAAAAGAUAUUUCAACUAAUCUCAUCGUAUUUGCAAAGAUUUCAUGCAUUAUGGGAUUGACUUGGAUCUUUGGGUUUCUUGCUUCAUUUCUCGAUGAACCAUUCCUUUGUUGCUUUAGUAAUCCUACCCCACUUAAUAUUGAUUGGUCGGAUACAAAUGUCCGUGUCGGCGAUAACAACCAAGUUAAUGCUAUUAACUUUACUCCUGAUAUUGUAUAUAAAGCUAUUGGUAAUCGGGAAACAAAAGCAAUGCUCCUGGACCCGAUUUAA
Messenger RNA from Anneissia japonica, 1284 nucleotides. RefSeq names its product putative adhesion G protein-coupled receptor E4P. NCBI's taxonomy places the organism in Eukaryota, Metazoa, Echinodermata, Crinoidea, Comatulida, Comatulidae. Gene Ontology annotation, molecular function: G protein-coupled receptor activity. The record is from RefSeq and is a predicted model, not a curated record. The transcript has 3 exons. The coding region runs from base 1 to 1284 and encodes 427 amino acids. Gene Ontology annotation, biological process: cell surface receptor signaling pathway; G protein-coupled receptor signaling pathway. Gene Ontology annotation, cellular component: membrane.